AUGCAAACCGCUUCCUCUUCCUCUACGUCUGUUUCGAUCCCUUCCGAUGCUCCGCGCUCAGUCGAUGACGCCCUGAACUCCAGCACAUGGUUCCAACAGCAGCGCUACUGGGAAGAGACUACGCGAGUCCAGACACAGUUGUUGGCCCUCCUCCAGAAGCAACAGACCAAGACGACCACUGGCGCCACUACGGCCGAGGCCAAGCCGCGGCGCCCGCGACGCAACAGCGUGUCGCCCGUGUCCCAGUCGACAUUCAAGAAGACUAGCACCGCCACCAGCUCGACCACAUUCCCGACAUUCCCGACCGCCGAGCCCACUGCUGCUCGUCGACGUGGGUCCUGGUCGUCGUCCACAAUGGCCGCGGCCCAAUCCGCAGCAUUCCUCGGGCUGGCCGACGAGGCGGCCGCCGUGUCGGCCAUGCAGCUGCUGGCCCUGGCCCACACCAGCAAGCGGGACGCCAAGCGAGCCCAGGGCUGCACCAGUCCGUUCGGGAAGGCCAAGGAGGCCGAGCCCUACAGCUCCUUCGACGACACCGGCGACCUCCAGCCUCAACCCGACAACGACUCGCAGCCCGCUUCUUCAGCAUCGACUAAGAGGCCGUUCGUCUCAUUUUCGUCCGCGUCGUCACCUGCGUCGCAUUCCGCGCCCAUGCAGGAGCGCGCGAACAUCAUGUCCAUCUCGGCCCUCCUCAACUGA
Messenger RNA from Acanthamoeba castellanii str. Neff, 696 nucleotides. RefSeq lists its product as uncharacterized. Lineage: Eukaryota; Discosea; Longamoebia; Acanthamoebidae. The transcript has 2 exons. The record is from RefSeq and is a predicted model, not a curated record. Bases 1 to 696 code for a protein of 231 amino acids.